ACCAACCAACCAAGCCAAACCGCACACGCACCUCUGCCGUGACGUCCCUGCCUCUGCAUCUCCCCAGGCUCUCGUUUCUUUUUCCUCCCCCUCGCCUCCUCACUUCACGCAUUCCCUUUCAUCUCCUUUCUUUUAGGUUGAACUCGCCCUCUUCACGACUCGAUCCGAUCCGACUGAGACACCUCGACGUCGCUGCGCCUUUGUCCCACGAACGAACCGCCCUCUUUAUUGCCCGAGUCCUGCGCUUGUGGCUUGUCCGCCAGACCGUUUGCCACAGCCGCCCACCAUCGCCUCUCCGCCGGCAGCCUGGAAUCGCCUCGCAGCGCUGGCUGCUCGGGUCCCUCCCAAUGGACGGCGAGGAGCCCACGCAAGCGACCCAGAAUGUCCUCGACCCGCGCCGAGUCGGGAAGCAGAACUCUGGCUUCUCUGACGAAGACAUCUCCGAUAUAAUAUGCGUCCUGUACCCUCACUCCGACUCGGCCCGCCAGGAACUCCAGCGUCUCGUCAACGAAGACUCCCCCCACAUCAUUGGCAAGGACGAGGCCGACACCGUCGAACCCGACUAUGCCCUGGAAGACUAUGCCGGUCGUUUCCAGACGAACCACACGAGCUCCGGCAACUACGCCAUCAUUCUUCGACUCUCGACCCAACUAAAGAACCCGGCCGCCGGCUUUGCCUUUGGGCGCAACUCGGCUCGCUGCGAUGUAGUCUUCGUCAAUGACCCCCUCCGGCGCGUGAGCAACAUCCACUUCCGCAUCUACGUCAAUGAGUAUGGUACUGUCAUGGUCGAAGACCAGUCAACCAACGGCACCAUCGUCGACAACCAGCUCCUGGCCUCCCACCCCAACACCAAGGGCAGGACUGACCCCCCAACCACCAAAUGGGUCCUGAGCUCCGGCACCAUCAUCCGAAUCUACCUCCAUCAGGAGGCCAAGGACUUGGCUUUCCGUGUUCGAAUUCCGCGCCGGGAUGACGUCUACGACCAGGCUUAUACCAGCAAAGUAGAGGACUUCUUUACCCGUCAUAAUCUCAAGCGCCAAAACGAGACCAUUACUGCCGGUCCUGGGGGUCAUGUCGACCUGUUCAAGCCCCCUGCUCAGGCAACCCUGAGGAGGGCCGAAACAAAUGAACCGGAUCGUGCCCAGACUCGCUCGCCUUCAAAGAAGAGGGAACCGCCACAGUCCCUCUGUAAGGAGUGGACCGGCUCCGGAAAGUACAACAGGACUGGCAUGAUCGGCAAGGGAGCCUUUGCAGUGGUACAUAGGGUCACCUCCAAGUACGAUGGACUGCCCUAUGCUGCUAAGGAACUUGAAAAGCGAAGGUUCAUUAAGAACGGCGUUUUGGAUCAGAAAGUGGAGAACGAGAUGAAGAUCAUGCAACGGGUCACGCACCCAAAUAUCGUACGCUAUAUCGAGCACUUCGAAUGGGAUGAUAGACUCCUUAUCAUAAUUAUGGAGUAUAUCCCUGGUGGCGAUCUGGGCAAACUCAUCUCAGAUCAAGGCGUACUAAAUGAAGGAGUCGUUCGGGUUAUGUCACAACAGCUUCUGGGCGCUUUGGGUUACUUACACGACAACAACAUUACCCAUCGGGAUGUUAAGCCAGAUAACAUCCUAAUCAACUCCUUGGAUCCCAUCGAUAUCAAGCUCACCGAUUUCGGCCUGUCAAAAAUGGUUGACAGCGAACAGACCUUCCUGAGAACGUUUUGCGGGACUCUUCUCUACUGUGCGCCCGAAGUGUACACUGAGUAUGCCGAGUACGAUGACAAUGGCAUCCGAAGUCGGGGCAAGAAGGUCCGACGCAUGCCUGGGCAGAGGUAUAAUCACGCUGUUGACAUCUGGUCUCUUGGCGGUGUCCUGUUCUAUACGAUGACGGGAGCCCCGCCGUAUCCAGUUAAGGGUGGAAUCAGCUACUCCGAGUUGUUGCACAAAAUCAUGACGUCUCGACUCAACAUUACUCCUCUUCAGAGAUAUGGGAUUACCGAGCAGGCCAUCGACUUUCUCUGCAGGAUGCUUCAACGGCGUCCUGAAAACCGAGCCACUGUGGCUGAACUGGACGGUCACCCCUGGUUAGCCACAUUGGGCUCAGUCAUCGAGGCGUCACAAUCCUUUGAUGAGAUCACGGAUGAUGAAGACAUGGUUGGCAACUUCUCCCAGUUCCAGCAACAUCACUAUGAGGAGGACAGAGUGAGCGACUCGAUGGGCGAAGAAUCCGAAAAGGAGAACACAUUCGGACCUCACACCCACCCGCCUCGGCUGUUUGGGGAGGUCGGUGUCUCUGCCAUUGGCAGCUCCGGGGUCAUCCCGGAAGAUUUCCUCAAUCUUCAGGCAAGCAACCCCAGCAUGGGAGAAACAGAGAUUCUGGGCGAUGACGUGGAUGAAGCCUAUCAGUCUGACGAUUCAGUCGCGCCAAAGGGUGGAGUCCGUCGUACCAUCUCCCGCCAAACGACCAUAUCCAUCGCUCAAAACCAGUCCGCGGAUCAGCUCCAGAGCUUGGUCGAAGAUGUUGCCUCCCAGAGUCUCGGUGGGAACGAGUCCAUCGUGCAAAACCUCGCCCCUCCAAACUAUUCCAUGCAGUCCUCGGACUUUAACACGAGCAAGAGGAGACCGCGUUCGGUCGACACCAGUGACGAAUUUGACGAAAACACGCCUCCCGGAAAGCCUACUAUGAAGAGGCUCAAGUCGGAGGGCAAUAUGGACACCCUCGCUAAUGAUCUAAUUGAAGAAUACAAGUUGAUGGCUCGGAUACCCCAGAUUAGAAGAUCCGGACGUCAAAUCGACGGCCCAUACGAGAAGAGGUCGUUUUGGACACAAGACCGCAAGACCUGGCACCUCGAAUACCCUGAGAUGACACAGAUUCAGCAUGCGGCUUUCACCCAGGCUGCUCGGGAGAGAACCGAAGAAUUUGCCCCCGGAAGGACUCCUCUUUGGGAUCUAGCAAUGAAAUACUUCCCUCCUGUUCCCAAGGGACAGUCGCGAGAGGGGCAAAAUGCCACACCCCGAGAUGUUUCGAAACACGAUGAUCAGCGCAUGGACGAUGAGCCGAUGGAGUUCCCACCUACUGCGGCACCGGUCGAAUUCAAUCAAAUCCCGGAUACCCUUGCACCUAACGCCCAUAUUGUUGUCCCCAUUCAGGACGACAUGCUCAACAAGCGGGCGGUCGGCAUGUUCGAGUCUCACCCUGACUCGUCCAUUCAAGGAAUAUCAUUUCCGGUCACCGACUCGCUGAUUUCCUUUGGUCGAGGCCCCGAAAAUACCCAGGUGUUCCAACCGAGGACUGAAUCACGGGUUCCCAAGUAUGCAUUCAAGAUGAUACUUUGGAAGGACGGCCAAGGAUACGACCCUGCCAAGGAUCCUUCGAAGGCGUCUCCUCCGUGGCACGGGGACUCUAACCCAAACUCCUACAGCUUCUACAUAUCCACAAAGGCCACGUUGGGUAUUCACAUCAACGGCUUUCUCCUUGCCUCAACUGAGUCGAAAAACCACGGAGGCCCUGCCCGUCUCUGGACGCAAGUGUACAAUGGGGACACGCUACUCGUCUGGGGAACUCCUGAGCCGCAGAACCAGACAAAGCUCACAUUCAACUGCUUCUGGGGCGCGUCCGCUCGAUCUCGGGGCGACAACAAGGCUUUGCAAGUUGCGCCUCCACUUUUGGCCCAGCAACUGGACGCAGCCUGCCAAAAGACGGAGAAACGAAUCCGAGAUGUCGCCGAGAAGAAGAAGAAGGUCGAUGAGGCCGAGGCCGAGCAGGAGGACCGACAGCGCUAUGUUGAAAGAGAGCGCGAGAGGAGUCAACUGUUCGAGGCCAAGAGACUGGAGGCUGUGAGCUACUUGCUUUCAAGGCAGACUCAGCCUUCGCGAAGGGGUUCACCAGCCAGCGCACCACCCACAUCACUCGCUGGUCGCACGCUCAUGACGCAACUCUCACGCAUCAGUCCUGACAAGGAAACUGGGUUUGCCGCCCCAUAGAAUGGCUUACUUUUGGGUAUUUUGGGACACAGAGGACAGAGAAACAAGGGACGGUGUCCGGGAUCUUGGGAGCGAAUAGACGAUAGGACUAAGCGGGUAUUGCGUGCGCAUGAAUUUGGGAGGAAGAUGGGCGGCGCAGUUGGGCUGAUGGCUCAAGGAUGGAUGGACGGUUACUUUUUUAUGUGGUGGGAAACACGCCCCGGAGGCCGGGUGAAGGCAUCUAGAUGUCAUUAUGCACUGUUGGGCCCUCCCUCUUGUAGGGCACAGGUAUAUGAGUGGGUGUAUGGUAAAAGAAAGGCGCAGAUAUAGUAGAAAAUCAACCAAUGUGAUUAGACAACC
Molecule: messenger RNA, 4304 nt
Organism: Ilyonectria robusta
Lineage: Eukaryota; Fungi; Ascomycota; Sordariomycetes; Hypocreales; Nectriaceae
Exons: 3
Coding region: 348-3965 (1205 amino acids)
Biological process (GO): peptidyl-serine phosphorylation; autophagy
Cellular component (GO): cytoplasm
Molecular function (GO): protein binding; ATP binding; protein serine/threonine kinase activity
Source: RefSeq, a predicted model, not a curated record